Molecule: messenger RNA, 1794 nt
Organism: Hydatigera taeniaeformis
Lineage: Eukaryota; Metazoa; Platyhelminthes; Cestoda; Cyclophyllidea; Taeniidae
Source: the annotation of a GenBank genome assembly
AUGGUAGAAUUUUACAGUCCCAGUGACACUGCUUACGUACAAGUAUCUCCAGAGGGGGACAUUAAAAUCAACCACCUCGCCUGCCUCGCCCACAUCCAAAAGGUGAUUGGCGAACUCAUUAAAGGCGCUCAGAUUCUCGUUUUCAAUUGCCAGGAGCCUGAUCCCAAUGUGACUGAAAUGUUUGAUCAGACAGUCGACUGCUGUUUUGAUCUCACUUCGGUACCCGACCUCCAGUCAUUCAUUCGCUUCUGCGACAUGUGCUACGACUGGCUGGCGAGUGGCGAGUCAAACAUUGUGCUUUUCCAUGCCGAGGGUCCCACAGCAACUAAACGUCUCCUUCUGCUUCUCUUCGCCUACGCAUGUUUCUGUGACUCCGUCGAGAGGCAAAACAUCAGAACCAGCAGACGCCUGAAAGCCUACCUAUCUGCCUAUCCUAAUGGGAAAACCAACGUUCCAGUCGUAUAUUUACGCUAUUCUACCUAUAUGAAAAUUUUCACUCCCUUUCGUCGUCAAAGCAUUUCCAAGGCGACCAUGUCCGUGUAUUGCAUUGUUGUACACAACUUCCCUCUAUUCACCAGUCAUUCCGCCAGCAUUUUCUUCAAAUUCUACUCCUACUCUCCAUUGCGACACGUCUACACAACGGAUGUACACAACUUUUCUGGACGACUGAGCGAGAGGAUGGAGCUGCUGCUUGCCGAAGAGCCGAUAUCGUUGAGGGGCAACGUGGUAAUCUUAUGCUAUCGCCUUAAACCAGAGAAACUUGAAAGGAGACGUGUUUUCAAGCUCACAUUUCAUUCCUGUGAAGGUUACAAGGAAAUGUUGACCUUCACGUAUGACGCCUUUGAUGAGGUGUCUGAGGCCGUACCGGCCACGUUUAAAAUGGACCUCUACCUAACACCGGUGACGGAGAACAAGUCAAAAGUUGUCACCGGAAAUAACUUUUUUUUGGAAGACACAAAAAAAAUUCGCCACCGGAACAACCAACAUCCCCCUCUAGUUGACAGCAUUGAUCCGUUAAACAUCAUCCAAUCACGAGACAUCCCGUUGGAGGCUCUUCGACUUUCGGACUCGCUGGAGGACAUAACUCAUAUGCCAAAUAGGUCGAGUCUGCUGGCAGACACUUUGGUAGUGGAAGAGGCCAGCCGCGAGCUUGUGCGAAACCGUAGUCAGACAUUCAAUGACUUCUUCAUGAACGCCUAUAGUCGACAGGAAGAUAAACAAUGGAAUUUCCCUGCUAACUUUAAACGAUCUGCCCCAAGACGGCCUCCAUCACCAAAUCUGCGAGGUCUGAAGGCUUCAAAAGCCCUGGAAGAGGAUUGGCCGUCCAUCUACGAAAUGUCCAAUAGGGGUAGCAGUGAUUCCGGCUCUGGCCUACAUUUGGAUGUCUCAGAUGCGUCUGAAAGGUGUGUGAAGGGGAUAACCAAAAUCGGAUUUAAGAAGGUUAAGAAGAAGAUUAAAGGGAUGCUUGAUUUGAAAAACCACAAAUCUCCGAAACUUAGCAAAUCCAACAAAAACGAACAACUGAUGCCUCCACCAAUUACCAGUGUGGUUCCCCGCGCACGGACUGAAAGGACGGUUUCCAAGUCGGUAGUCUUUUUAAAUGCCACUCCAAAGAAGACCCCGCCGCCACGUCCUCCGCCACCGAAAUUGCCGGAGAAAAUGGAAACCGAUGAGCCGGGAAGGGAGUGGCAAUGCAAAACCCCUGCCGGUGUUCGUAGCGUUCCUACACGAUAUUUCGGACCAUUGGAAAAGUAUCAGCGAUUGACGGAGAAGGAUUUUGCCGGUGGUGAGUGA